Molecule: messenger RNA, 1680 nt
Organism: Suillus subaureus
Lineage: Eukaryota; Fungi; Basidiomycota; Agaricomycetes; Boletales; Suillaceae
Exons: 2
Coding region: 270-1187 (305 amino acids)
Source: RefSeq, a predicted model, not a curated record
CUUUUUGAGACUAUCGAUGUCGCUGCUAACGUUGGCGAUGAGUCGUUCAAAAAAAUUAUCAACCAGGGUACUUACGUUCGUCGUGACCGUCGUUAUAUAAAUGGCGACGCUACCGAAGACAAAGUUGCAUUCUUCCCUUCCCUUCGUUUUCUCUAGAAUACUUCUCGUUCGUCCUUUUGCCCCCUUUUUUAUACGGGCCUGCACUGAGUGCAUUUGAGCCGUUGGGUCUUGUUCGGUUGUAUUUUAAUAGCAUUCAAGUUUUAGUCAUAAUGUUGGGUGUUCGAAAUUCUCUUCAGGCUGGGCAUGACGUACCGGAAGACAUACCUUCUGCAGAUCUUGGACGAGCUCUGCAUGUACGGCUUGCUCUCGAGAGUUUGGAUCCUCCCCGGGACCAUCAAGAGAGCCACAGUCAGAGUCUCACACCCUGCUCCAGCUUUUCUUCUACAUCUUCAAAAACAAUCAUUCGACACAAGAAAAAAUAUCGGCCUCCCGCUCUAAUAUUGGAUCCGCAGCAUCUCGCCCUGCAACGCCAGUCAUUCCUGGAUCCUACCGUUACGGAGCUGGGAAGCCGACACGUCAAGUCCCAACGCAGUCUGCCCACCAUACAGACCAUACCUCUUCCGGCACCCACUCACUCAUACCACUCUUCCAUCACUUUCAACUUUCCGAAUUCCUCUCCCACUUCCACCGCAGAAUCGUCUCCUACAACCACGCCAUCUGCUCCAAACUUUUUGACCGUACCUUCUGCGCAUUCACCCUUGUCACCAUCAACACCCUUGUCCCCAUUGACACCUCCGCCACCGUCUCCUUUAACAACGAAGCGGAGGCGUUUCUUAAGGCUGUGCCGCAAGUUUGGUGAAUCUCCGCCCCCUGAGCUCGUCUUUGGUGGGCAUCCUGUGUCUGUGGGUGUAGAUCCCAAGAAGGCUCGUGUACAGGGCGCUACCUUUUUCGCUCCCAUCAUGGAGGAGAGCAAAGAGUCCCCAUUGUCGUAUGAUCUGGACACCUCUAGCACCAGUACCUUAGGAACGGGCUCGAGCUCGGAUUUUUAUCAACCCUCGUCUAUUGACGCCGAGAAACGGCAUCACAUCUCGAGGCAGUAUGGCACGGCUUGUGUACUGGAGAAGAAUGGACGGCGGGUUACGCAACGGAAUUAUGAUGAUAUUUUGAAGCGUUUGAGAAUGCUUUGAUCAAAGGAUCGAGUGGCUCAUUCGUUUCAUCUCAUCUAUUCCGACUGGUUUCGCUCGUUGGUGGUUGGGAUACUUAUUUUAAUAUUUAUCAUAGCGUUGAGCGCCCUUUCAUCGCUUUCGAUGUACAAUAGUAUUUUCAGCAUACGUUGAUAGUGUUAAUUAUUGGGCAAACACACGCACACACGUACAUACACAACACUCGUAUACAUAGUACAGUAACAUACAAACGUAGUCGACCAAUCGCUUCAAAUAGAGGAAAUGUAACAUACAUCUCGCUGAUUAUCGACUAGGGGAUGGUUUAGCAAUUGUCGUCAGCCUGACAGUUACUUCACACGCGGUGAGUAACGUCAGGCCGUUCCGAUCAUGAAGAAGAGAAGAAGAGAAGAUGGUUAUAGCCAAUAUGUAUAAAUCUUAGGGACACGAGUUGAGAAGGCGACUUGCAUCAUGCGUGUGCGUUGUGGAAGCUUGAACAGAUGAUGAUCCAGCAGUAGUA